AUGUCCAGCGACUUAAGAACCGUUAAAAGAUUAUCCGAUGAAGAGGAGCAACAACGUCUCAAAGAGAAGCGCUUGCGAGAAGAGUUGAAACGCGCUUUGGCGGAAUUGUCGGACGACGAAGAUGAAAUUGAAGAAAUUGUGCCCGCUUUUCCGACUACCGACGAGUUGCCUAGUUCGAGUUUGAAACGAAAGCUUCCACUCUUCUACGCGUAUUCCUUCGUUUCUGUGGCCACUGUCACACCGACGAUGAAUUGUCUUCGACACUUUGAUCAGCCGAUCAUCUGUGCAAUGAUUCUGAGGGAUGAUGAGUCUCUCAAGAAUGUGUCGGUGAUGUUCUGCGAUCUCUGCCCAAAUGAUGACGACCUUCUCAAUUUCACCGUCAUGUUCAAUGAGCCGCUCAUCGAACUUAUCAAGGAGACAUUUCCGUUUGACGGGAAAAACACUAAUGACGUUUUUCGCCACAUUUGGAACGUUGAGGUUAAGGCCAAACUUCAAGCCGAGAUGGUCCGCGGUCCCAUCGAGCCUCGCUUCGACAUUGACUAUCUCACCGAUAUGAUUGAUAAUCCGGAACCGGAAACUCUGACGUCCGAACAAAUUGCUCUAAUGCGAAGCCCAAACAGUCUUGUAAACUGUUUCGACGUGAUCGGCUGCUUGAGCUAUGAGAAUUCGGCGUAUGUCUGCGCGAUUCAUGAUGAGGAAAUUGUUGGUGGCAUUUUGAUCAAAGACAAAUUCCAUCACCGUCACACUGUCGUCUCGUUCUGCGAAUGCUGCACUAACAAGCAGCUCGAGCAGUGCAUCGAUUGGCCCGAAGAGCUUCUUCACGCAGUGAAGCUCACACUCAUGGAAAACAAGCCGAAUGAGGUCUUCAAAUGGUGGCGCAAUCCGGACAAGUACAAACUCAAAUACUACGCCAAGAAGAUUGGAAUCUGUGGCUAA
This is a messenger RNA of Caenorhabditis bovis, 936 nucleotides long. Lineage: Eukaryota; Metazoa; Nematoda; Chromadorea; Rhabditida; Rhabditidae. The record is from the annotation of a GenBank genome assembly.